UACUCUACGUAUUGCGUAUGUCUGUGGUAGCCACACUGCUAGCCUGCUAACAAGAAACAAGAUGGAUUCUCCCAUACUGGAACCAUCCUUAUACACUGUCAAAGCGGUUCUGAUUCUGGACAACGAUGGAGACCGGCUUUAUGCCAAGUACUACGAUGACACAUACCCAACAGUGAAGGAGCAGAAGGCGUUUGAGAAGAACAUAUUUAACAAAACACACAGGACUGACAGUGAGAUAGCAUUACUCGAGGGACUCACUGUUGUCUACAAGAGCAACAUAGACCUCUUCUUUUAUGUGAUUGGAAGCUCUCAUGAAAAUGAGCUUAUGCUUAUGGCUGUUUUAAAUUGCCUCUUUGAUUCGCUCAGUCAGAUGUUGAGAAAAAAUGUAGAGAGGAGGGCUUUGUUGGAGAACAUGGAGGGACUCUUCUUGGCUGUGGAUGAGAUUGUGGAUGGAGGGGUGAUCCUGGAGAGUGACCCUCAGCAGGUUGUGCACCGCGUGGCUCUCAGAGGGGAUGAUGUGCCUUUAACAGAGCAGACAGUCACACAGGUCCUUCAGUCUGCCAAAGAACAGAUCAAGUGGUCACUUCUACGAUAGAGUCACUCACGCAUCAGUCCACCAGUGAGCCGCUGUUCAGCCCAGUCUUCAUGGCACUGAUUGUUUUUCCCUUUUUUUUUCCACUUCUUCAAUCAAAGCUGUGAGGAGUAUCACUGGAAGGUCCAGUCACACUCCCAGGACUUGCGCUUGAUAAAGUUUGAUUUUUUUUUUCAAUUACUUGUGAUUGAUUGAUUGAUGAUCCACUUGAUAAAAGGAUGUGCUGUACAUUCCAGUAUCGGGGGCAGGACCUUUUUGUUGUAUUUUCUUUUUUUAAUUACAGGACCUGGGUGUUUAUUAAUCCAGUGUAUUGCUCUGUAAAACUUUUAUAAACCUCAUAACCUAUGACAACAUUCCUUGUAUCCCCAGAAUUGUUUCCCUUUUGAUAGGACCCUGUCUCCUCCUCUGGUUUAAUGUACUCAGUAUUGAGGCUGUGUCAUUAUGUCACUUAAUGUACAUCAAUAUUAUGCUUAAAACUGAACAACUAGUACUGUAGUCACACCACUGACCACUGGUUCUUAUACAUCUCUAUAUCUCUAUCAUCCAACACCAUUAAUAAAUGUUUGUUGACACUCGUACAAUCA
Messenger RNA from Solea senegalensis (Senegalese sole), 1176 nucleotides. It is a transcript of the gene copz1, whose product is annotated as COPI coat complex subunit zeta 1. The record is from RefSeq and is a predicted model, not a curated record. The coding region runs from base 62 to 595 and encodes 177 amino acids. Gene Ontology annotation, biological process: intra-Golgi vesicle-mediated transport; intracellular protein transport; retrograde vesicle-mediated transport, Golgi to endoplasmic reticulum. Gene Ontology annotation, cellular component: COPI vesicle coat. The transcript has 9 exons. Lineage: Eukaryota; Metazoa; Chordata; Actinopteri; Pleuronectiformes; Soleidae.